AUGCCCGUGUCGGGUGCACGAGUCAAGGUUGCAUGCAAGCUGUGCAACUCACGGCGUGUGCGAUGCGACCGAACCGAAAGCACCGCGUGCUCCAACUGUCGCAGUGCCGGUCACCACUGCGAGCCCAUUCAAUCGAGACGCGGCAAACACCCAAAGCACAAAAAAGACCGCCCGAACGCAACCAGCAUCUCAAGGUCCCGCCCGUCGCAGACCAAUGAACGUAAUAGCCAUCAGCCGGCUGAUUCACUUCGCCAAAGUACUUCCUGUCGCAGUUCCCAGGCAGCUCCGGAUGCCUGGGACGGAGCUAGCAGUCCGGGAAGGACUCUCCAAAGAGAUCUCAACCACUCUAGUUUCAAUGGCUCCGGAGGAAAUGGUGAACAGAGUAGGCAGGAGAACGGCAGCAACCCAGUUGUGUAUAUGGGAGACUCUUCCAAUAUAAAUUAUUUCAUGGUCCAAGUCGGCAACCCGUUCCAAACCUCCAGCCGACCAUCUUCUCGUGGCCGUUUCUGGGGCGAAUGUCUGCAACGCUUCUUCUUUGAGAGACUGGAUCAACAAAGCAAGCAGCUAAUAGACCAGGCGUGGUCUGAUGACUGCGAGCAUCUCAGGGGCUUAGGCGCACUCCAGAUGCCGCAGAAAGAGACCAGCGAUUCAUUGCUCAAAACAUUUUUCCUCUACUCACAGCCUGUUUUUCCUAUCUUCGACCUGUUGGAUUUUUCAUCUCUUUAUGGAGCAGGCAGGGCGUCUCCACUGCUCUUAAAUGCCAUUUUUCUAGUGGCUGUCAUGCAUUGCCCGGAGUCCACUCUCGCUGCAGCAGGGUUCACCUCCAGAUAUAUUGCUUGCUUAACAUUUUAUCGGCGGGUAAAAGCUUUAUACGAUGCAAAUUACGAGUGUGACGCUAUUUCUACCAUUCAGGCAACUCUUCUCAUAUCGCACUGGUGGGGAAGUCCGCUGGAGCAGAAGGAUACAUGGCACUGGCUGGGAGUGGCAGCGGGGCUGGCUCAGUCUUUAGGAAUGCAUCAAUCAAAAUCUUAUUCGUCACUACAGCCAAGAUAUCGAAGACUAUGGCGGAGAAUAUGGUGGACGCUUUAUGUUCAAGAUAUUCAUAUGGCGACAGUCCUCAAUCGACCACCUCAUAUCAGCUCCUCCUUUCUCGAUGUAGGACCCUUAGAUGAGACAGACUUUUGUGACACAGAAGUCACCGGAACAGACAUCUUUCCAAAUUUAAGCCGUGAGAGUAGACUGUUUAUAAUCCAUUUUGCAGAGUUGAUUUCGAAAGUCAAUGUCUGUCUCACUGAAAAACUCAUGGCAUCUGGGAAUUCACCGCAUGGACAGCCCAUCGACGAGGACUGGCAUCUAACUUUACCACCAGAACUACGGGACCUGCCAUCACGGAUCUCGAUGGACCAUGGGUUCUGGGGCUCCAUCUUACAGAUUUCCCAUUGCAACUAUCAAAUUGUAUUUCGCCGUCAAACGUCAGAAAGUCCGGGUAGUACUGGUGUAGGGACAGUGCCAUUCAACGCAGCAGCCAAAACCACCCGACUAAUCGAGGACCUGCUCUCGUCUGGAACUCUCUACCUCGCGCCUAGACACAUCGUUUCUGGGAUCUUCGCCUCACUGGUUAUCCACAUUAUAAAUAUCCGCAAAGGGGAUGAUUAUAUAAAAAUGAUCUCCGAACAUUGGGCCAACUUGUCGAUGACUGUGCUGAGCAAAUUUGAAGAGCUAUGGCCGAUUGUGGUGUGGACUCGACGUCUUUUCGAAUGCAUCUUGAAACCGCCGUCCGCAGAGGCGACCAGCAACGCCGCAGGCAGUAACCUAGGUUACUACCAACAAACAAUUGAUGAAAGCAGGAUACCUCAGAUGCUCUCUCCGGAUUCAAUGGCCGAACACCACGUUGGUAGAACUAGGCAUGCUGCCCAGGAACGAGAUUUAGCCGAUGCAGCGAGCAGUGGGAUAGGUACCAGUUUCUUUCCUUGCCACCAGAACGAGGAUUUUUCAUCGCUUUUUACGUCGUUUCCAUUUGGAAGUCUUUUAGAGGAUGCAGGAUUCAGCCCUGUGACUGGCCUUGCCUAUUUGGACACCACGAUGGCCCAACCGCCGCCAGAUAUGUCCCAGCUACCAUGAUUGUGAGCAUCAAGAAAUAAGCGUAUCGCAAUUUGCUGGCACAUCUCCCUAGCCCUAAGCUAAACCACAGAGCUGCACUCGAAAGUGGAAACAUGACUCAUACAAUACAUUUGACUGUUGUAUAGAUGUCAUGAUGACAAUUAUAGUUAAAUAACAAAGUUUUAGCCCUCAAAUACCGCUUACUGCUCAAUGACACUCGCAGGAAUGUUAUGGGAUGACCGAAAUUUCAUGAGCGAUAGUUACGAGUAGAGAGCAAAGAAAGUAAGUACUGGAGUUUGCCAAGGGAAGUUGGCCAACUGCGUCCAUCAAUAUUGAAUAUCAAGUGAUCGAUGAUCCAGUUUCAGAUAUAUCUCCCAUAAAGAGAUGUAGACUCCUAGGCCCCAUCAUAGUCAUAAUAAAUAUUUCAUCAAAGAAAACUUAAGAACCGGAAACAGUUUCCCUAGUCCGGGUCAAAUCGUCGCUUGAAGGAUGAAGCUUGACUUUCUCAGAGUUAGCCCAGUCACUCUCGAGUCUGUGCUGUCGAGUAUCAAUACGCAGCGCCACUCCCAGUAUUGGUAGCUGCAGUUUCAUAAUGGGUUGUUGCGCGAAGGCGAUUAUAAUCGUGCUGGGUGAUUGGGAGAUAGCUCGCAGGCUUGUCCUCGCUCACACACGAAGGAAGGCAUUUGAUAACCGACGUAGGGUCUGGAGCAGUGAAGUAGGGAAUGGAGUAACGUCCACGAACCAUACGAUUGAACCCCUCGUAGCGGUCAGAGAGAGGUGGUAACGUAACCCGAUGAAAAGUUGAGCGGAGAUAAUCUUAAGAAAAGUUAGUGACACAUGACGACGGGAAAAAGAGAUCGAU
This is a messenger RNA of Coccidioides immitis RS, 2962 nucleotides long. RefSeq names its product transcription factor. Bases 1 to 2121 code for a protein of 706 amino acids. Gene Ontology annotation, molecular function: DNA-binding transcription factor activity, RNA polymerase II-specific; DNA binding; zinc ion binding. Lineage: Eukaryota; Fungi; Ascomycota; Eurotiomycetes; Onygenales; Onygenaceae. Gene Ontology annotation, biological process: regulation of DNA-templated transcription; DNA-templated transcription. The record is from RefSeq and is a predicted model, not a curated record. The transcript has 7 exons.